Molecule: messenger RNA, 3326 nt
Organism: Cryphonectria parasitica EP155
Lineage: Eukaryota; Fungi; Ascomycota; Sordariomycetes; Diaporthales; Cryphonectriaceae
Exons: 3
Coding region: 1-3216 (1071 amino acids)
Biological process (GO): calcium ion transmembrane transport; manganese ion transport; intracellular calcium ion homeostasis
Cellular component (GO): plasma membrane; Golgi membrane; endoplasmic reticulum
Molecular function (GO): P-type calcium transporter activity; ATP binding; ATP hydrolysis activity
Source: RefSeq, a predicted model, not a curated record
AUGGACAGGUUCACAGGCGAUUCCCCAAGCCUGCCCAUCUUUAACGAGCCGACGAAAUCCAUUGAACUGUCCCCCUGGGCCGGAAAUGAUCGGGCGCAGUCGAGGUCUCCUACGCGCACGACCUCGGCUCAGUCGAGAAGCGUCGCCGACGAGUUCUCCUACCUAACCACCGCCGAAGUCGCCGCCCGCGCACGAACCUCGCUCACGCAUGGCCUUACACCUCCUGAGGCUCUGUCGCGCCUGCGCGACUAUGGGCCCAAUGAGAUACCUCACGAAGACCCAGAGCCGCUCUGGCUGAGAUUUUUGGGACAAUUCAAAGAGCCUCUGAUAUUACUGCUUCUUGCUUCUUCAGCCGCCUCUAUUCUUCUAGGAAACUUAGACGACGCUAUCAGUAUCACCGUCGCGGUGACUAUCGUUGUGACCGUUGGAUUUGUGCAAGAGUACCGUUCCGAGAAGUCGAUUGAGGCUCUCAACAAUCUUGUCCCAAACCAUGCCCAUCUGAUCAGGAGCAUGCCUGCGAGAGGCGCUGCAGCUCCACGAACACCAGGCUGGCAACCAACAGCAGAAGACGGACGGGAGGGCGCCGAGUCGUCUGGCGCUGUCACACCAGAGGAAGAGACACUGGAAGCCUCGUCCUCCAAGGUGAUGGCUGCAUCAUUGGUCCCGGGGGACCUCGUCUUGUUCACGACGGGCGAUCGCAUUCCUGCAGAUAUACGCAUCACCAAGGCAUCGGAUCUGACAAUAGAUUUGUCGAAUCUUACCGGAGAAACCGACCCUGUGCGAGUUACAGCUGCGCCGCGCCCUCGCAGGUCGGCAGCUAAGACGCGCAGUGAUGGUGCGAACCUGCAGCUACCAGUGCCCACCUUUGGGGAUUCCGCUGAGAAUGGCGCCGCGAAUCGGGACCACGAGUCCCAUGAAGGGAGGAACAUCGCCUACAUGGGCACGCUGGUCAAGUCCGGACAUGGCCAGGGCAUCGUCUUCGCGACGGGUGGGAACACACAGUUUGGGGCCAUUGCUACAAGUGUCACAGACACCGAGAGCCCCCGUUCUCCCCUGCAGCUCUCCAUGGACCAGCUGGGCUCCCAGCUGAGCAAGUUCUCCUUUGUCGUUAUUGGACUCAUCUCUGUGGCAGGCUGGUUCCAGGGCAAGGGUUACCUAGAAAUCUUCACGGAAUCGAUAUCUCUCGCUGUCGCCGCCAUCCCAGAAGGACUGCCCAUCAUCGUCACCGUGACUCUGGCACUGGGUGUCCAUCGGAUGGCCAAGCACAACGCCAUCGUUCGAAAGAUGCCAAAGGUCGAGACUCUGGGCUCCGUCAAUGUAGUCUGUUCAGACAAGACGGGAACACUGACAAUGAAUCACAUGACAACCUCAAAGAUGUGGUAUUUCGGCGCGGAGGAGGCAUUUGAUGUCGACUCCGACGACGACGCAACCGAGGCUGCUCCCGACCCAGCCACAUUGCGCAUCCUGCGCAUUGGCAACAUCGCCAAUGAUGCUCGCCUGGCUAGGCGCUACACAGAGAACGGGGCUGCUGCGAAGGCGGUGCUCUCGUCCACCGUGGCGCGGGACGAGGCCUCUACCUACACGCGCUGGGUUGGUCAGCCAACAGACGUUGCCAUGCUGGACCUUUUGGACAGGUUUCGUGAACACGAUGUUCGCGAGUCUAUAGGACCUCGAACAUCCGAGGUUCCUUUUAGCUCUGAGAGAAAGUGGAUGGGAGUGGCGAUCGGAUCCGACAAGAACGAGAAGGAGUUUGCCUACAUGAAGGGUGCUCUGGACCGUGUUCUGGACGCCUGCGACAGCUACAUCUCCAAACAUGGUCGAGAAUUUGUGCUCGAUGCAGCGCAGAGAGAAGAGAUCAACCAGGCAGCGGAGAAAAUGGCGGCCACUGGCCUGCGGGUCAUUGCAUUUGCCAGUGGCCCCGUCAACAAGUCCGGGGGAAGAAGCAAAUCCAGCGGGCCAAACCAACGAAGUGGCACCCCUGGCCAUGACGGAAGCGAAAGCCCACGCAUUCAGGACUCGGAAGACGUGUACAAGGGUCUCACGUUCGCCGGUCUUGUUGGCAUGAGUGAUCCCCCGAGGCCCUCUGUCGGGCGUUCGAUCAGGAGACUGAUGCGCGGCGGAGUGAAGGUGAUCAUGAUCACAGGUGAUGCGGAGACCACGGCCGUGGCAAUAGGCAAACAACUUGGCAUGGACAUUGCCACCGCUCGCGAGCACGGUCCAGGCCAGGUCUCAGUAAGACCAGUCCUCAGCGGCAGAGACGUCGAAGAUUUAUCCGAGGAGGACCUUGCCCAGGCGAUGCAGCACACAACCAUCUUCGCCCGCACAAACCCCGACCACAAGAUGAAGAUCAUCAGCGCAUUACAGUCGCGCGGAGAUAUCGUGGCAAUGACAGGAGAUGGAGUCAAUGACGCUCCGGCGCUGAAGAAGGCGGAUAUCGGGAUCGCCAUGGGCAGAAGUGGAACGGACGUGGCCAAGGAGGCUGCCGACAUGAUCUUGACUGACGACGACUUCUCGACCAUCUUGCAUGCGAUUGAGGAGGGCAAGGGCAUCUUCAACAACAUCCAGAACUUCCUCAGAUUCCAGUUGAGCACAAGCGCAGCUGGUCUGUCUCUCGUUCUGAUCUGCACGGUUCUGGGGUUCAAGUCUCCCCUGAAUCCGAUGCAGAUUCUCUGGAUUAAUAUCAUCAUGGAUGGCCCACCUGCACAAUCCCUGGGCGUAGAACGCGUCGAUGUCGAUGUAAUGAAGCGCCCGCCUCGCCGCCGUGGUGCCCCUGUUCUCACCCGCGCAGUCAUUCAGCGUGUCCUGCAGUCUGCCUUCAUUAUCAUGCUCGGCACCAUGCUCGUCUACACCCAUGAGAUGCUUGAGGACGGCAAGGUCUCACGCCGCGACACCACCAUGACCUUUACGUGCUUCGUCCUCUUCGAUAUGUUCAACGCGCUGAGCUGCCGGUCCGAGUCCAAGUCCAUACUCCGCGGCGAGGUCGGGCUGUUCACCAACACCUUGUUCAACUGGGCCGUGUCGCUCAGCCUCAUGGGCCAAUUACUGGUCAUUUAUUUUCCCUGGCUGCAGGAGGUGUUCCAGACAGAGGCUAUCGGGUUUUAUGACCUGUUGGGCCUGAUCAUGUUGUGCAGCACCGUGUUCUGGGCAGACGAGGCAAGGAAAUGGUGGUUCUACGGAAAGAAGAGGCUUGGUGGCGGGUACAGCCAGGCUGUAUAGAUGAGACGAAUGAGCACCCCUUGUUGGUUUUAGUCGUCCAGUGAGGGGAUAGCAAGGCGCCUGUGUAAAUAUUUGUAGCAACAAAUAUGUAAAUAGACAACAUGACCAAC